CUCUCUCUCUCUCUCAGAAGUUACGGUUGCUACGAGCGGGCUGACUUGCUAACAAAAAAAAAAGUAAACAAGUCUGUGGAAUGAGAUGAUAUACAACGGCGGUAGCUAACUUUUUUUCGACAAUGAAGGAAGACAAGGAGAACGCUCGGCCCAAGGAGCGAAGGGUGGAAAUAAAUUGUGACGAUGGAGAAAAGACGGAGAAGUCGAAGGAAAAGAAAGAGGCCAUGACGAAGAUUGUGAUCCGACGGUUACCACCAAGUCUGACCAAGGAGGAGCUUGAGGAGCAGUUACAACCUCUCCCGGAGGUGGACUACCUGGAGUUUUUCUCCAACGACGCCAGCCUUUAUCCGCACCUCUUCGCGAGGGCGUACAUCAAUUUUAAAAACCAAGAGGACAUAGUUCUGUUCAGAGAUCGAUUUGAUGGAUAUGUGUUCAUUGACAGCAGAGGACAGGAGUAUCCUGCUGUUGUGGAGUUUGCACCUUUUCAAAAGACUUCCAAGAAAAGAAGUAAGAAAAGGGACACAAAAUGUGGAACAAUUGAUGAAGAUCCUGAUUACAAGAAGUUUCUGGAAUUUUACAACGGCGAUGACGACAAGUUGGCAUCAACACCAGAGACACUGUUGGAAGAGAUUGAGGCAAAAUCAAAGGAACUUGUCGCUAAAAAAACAACUCCUCUGCUCGACUUCUUGAAGAAUAAACAGAGAAUCAGAGAGGAAAAGAAAGAAGAGAGAAGGAGGAGGGAGCUUGAACGCAAGCGCCAACGUGAGGAGGAGCGUCGCAAAUGGAGGGAGGACGACCGGAGGAAGCGCAAAGAGGCAGAGAAAACCAAGAGACAUGAGAAACCCCUGGAGAAGGACCGGGACCAAGUUAAAGAAGAACCAAAGAUUAAGCUUUUGAAGAAGCCAGAGAGAUGUGAUGACGGCGAUUCUGAGAACCCCAAGGAAAAGAUCAAGAAACCCGACUGGCCAAACAAAGACGACAGAGCCGUGGGAGGCGCCGAUCAUAAGAAGCGUCAACACAUCGAGAAUAAGGAGGAUCGAGGAAGGAAAGUGGACGAAGAAGGGAGGAAGGAGUUCAGGGAGCGUGACCUGGAUCGAGACCGAGAGCGCGACAGGGAGCGGGAGAAGGAGCGGCUGCAGAGAGAGAAGGAGCGCAUCCGGCGGCAGACGGAAAAUCGUCGUAGAAGGAGAGAGCGUCAGGACGGAGAGACGUUGUGCAGGAGGAGGGAGGACGAUGUCAAAAAAGACAAAGAGCGUGCCAAGGAGAAGAAAAGGGGCGAAAACCUCGGAGACCCUACUCACUCUGAGAGGCCGUCGAAAGACUACAGGAAGGACGAAAGUAGUAAACGAGAACGUCUACGAAAUAAGGACCGGCCCGCGAUUCAGCUGUACCAGCCCGGAACCAGAAGUCGCACUCGAGGAGGCGGAGGAGGAGCAGGAGGGGAAUCCAACUCUGCUGACAGAAAGCCAGAUACAGAGAGCGGGAAAGUGGCUGACAAAGGAGAGGAUUGAGCACAUCUACACUCAUGCCAUUUGAAGUGUGGUGAGGAGAGGGGAGACAGGCCUGCGAGGCUCAGGGCAGCAACGUGGCACCUCAGGGCGACAUGCACAGUAGUUCAAGCAGGGCUGCACCCCGGCUCUCCCAAUCCGAGGCAGAGAGGGGAUUGCGGAGCCUCUUUACGUUUUUAUUUUUUAGGAAAGGUAACCGUAAACGUUGGCUCACAGUUUGGCUGUAGGGCACAUUAGUCUAAACCAAAGCUUUCUUGGACCACGUAAACUCAAAGUGACCUUGCUUCAGUAAUGUUUCCCUGAUGUGCAGCGCAAGCAAUGGCUUUAAACAUGUUUGUCCAUAUCACAACUUCCCAAUUACUCAAUUCAAACAUCGCAGAGCUCAUCAAUAUUGGUUCUUCGUUAAUGAGAUUUCUGUUGUUGCGUUGACGUGUUCAGCUUGAAGUCUAGACAUGGGAAUCUUUCUCUGCACGGGAAGUGAGACUAUUCCAAUUUAUGUGCAGCACUUUGCAUUUCUUCAUGGUCCGUCGUUGUAAAAUUGUGUUGUAUCCUGAGGUACAAAGUCUGUACGUAACCUGAUUUUGAGAUCAUGUAUUUUGUUCUCACAGUCCUACAGUGACCGAGAGGAAGCUGCCAUUUCAGACUAGACUGCCAUGUGAAAGCCAUGCAAGCUUCAAUCAGAGGGAUCAACCAGUGGCCUUCCUUGCUUUUCUAAACUGAAUCUGCUCUUAAACAUGAACGUGUGGCACUAAACUGAAUACAGCACUCUCGGAAUACAGAGAAAACAUCGCUGCUGCUGAAGCUUAUACACAUUAGCCAUGUUUGACUAGAAAUAAAAGAGCUCUUCGAGUAUG
Gasterosteus aculeatus aculeatus (three-spined stickleback) is the source of this 2362-nucleotide messenger RNA. RefSeq names its product UPF3B regulator of nonsense mediated mRNA decay (gene upf3b). The record is from RefSeq and is a predicted model, not a curated record. Gene Ontology annotation, molecular function: mRNA binding. Gene Ontology annotation, biological process: nuclear-transcribed mRNA catabolic process, nonsense-mediated decay; positive regulation of translation. NCBI's taxonomy places the organism in Eukaryota, Metazoa, Chordata, Actinopteri, Perciformes, Gasterosteidae. Gene Ontology annotation, cellular component: cytoplasm; nucleolus.